Messenger RNA from Patiria miniata (bat star), 5080 nucleotides. Its product is annotated as protein Ycf2-like. The transcript is spliced from 8 exons. The record is from RefSeq and is a predicted model, not a curated record. Gene Ontology annotation, molecular function: A2-type glycerophospholipase activity. Lineage: Eukaryota; Metazoa; Echinodermata; Asteroidea; Valvatida; Asterinidae. Bases 427 to 2148 code for a protein of 573 amino acids. Gene Ontology annotation, biological process: phospholipid metabolic process; arachidonate secretion.
AAGCCUUAUGUAAAAAUCACGUUGGCAAAAACGUGACACGAGACGGGUGAGGUAAGACGUGCGCGCACCUUUAAAGGCCGACCACUGUGGAUGUUGCCGUCUUAGUGUCACCGAGCAUUUUCUAAUCGAUCGUCUCUCUCUCCUCUCUCCGCACUGCAUCACGGGGGAAUUCUCCUCCUGUCUAUGCCCCUCCAUCUCCUUGCCUCAUUCCGCGAGUGGUUUCUCCCAUGAACGUAUGGCUGUGCUCUCGCCAAUCUAGAGGCAUAAUGGUCAUAGUAUAAAAGGGAAACAACCCCACAAGGGUUAGUGCAUGCCGAGCUGCUGUGGCCGUGUGUGUUAUUUCCCGCGACGUCUGACUUGAUUUGUCGAGCUAUCCGACUAAGAUCCAGAGAGAAACACGGUAACGCCUGUAGAAUUCUGUACACUAUGGAAUUGACGGCGUCCCGGAUGAUAUUGGCCGCGUUACCAGUCGUGGCAAUGUGCCUUGUGGGAGGCGUCCCGACAGCGUCCGACGCGCAGAGGAUAGUCUCCUUCCCGUCCGCGGCCGGAUAUGAGACCAUCAGCAGAGACCGAGCGCGGGACCAGUUCCCCAGGAGGGAAGAACUACUGCAGGCGUUGGAUUUCCUGGAGUCGUACGAGCGAGGUAUACAACAGAACGACUGGAACAGAGACCAAGACGUCGGCGGUGGUCUUUUAUACGGAGACGAAGCGGACAAUACCCUAGACAUUCCACCUUGGUUGGCCAGCUACCUGCUCCGGGAAGCACAGGGGAACCAAGAGGACUAUCCACCACAAGAGGAGGAACCUGAAGAUUUGUCCUUGGACCUGGACGACCAGGAGCUCCUAGAGGCGCUCCUGGAGGAGGAGGAAGAAGAAGAAGAAGAGGCAGCAGAAGAAGAGGCAGUGGAGGAGGCCUACGAGGAGGCGAUGGAGCGUGAAGAACAGGAAGCGAUCGCGGACAUUGUGGAGCAGGAGAUGGAGGACGUGGCGGCCAAUGACAUCCUGGAUGACAUCUGGGCACAGGAGGUCCUCCAGGAAGAUGCCGAGAAGAAUCUGAAAUGGCUGCUGGUUGAGGAGGAGGAGAGGUUGCAAAGGGAGGAAGAACAGUCGGAAGAAGAAGAAGACCCAUUCGAGUCUGAGUUCUUCUCCUCGGAGGCGGAGAACUACCCAGCUGCCGAGCCAGACGACCAGUCGGCUUCGGAGAACUUCGGCGAGGGUUUUACGGACUACGGGGCCGAGUAUUCGAUGGUGGGCGGCUCGGAAGAGGCAGGGGACUUCGUUGGAGAAUCCCUGGAUGAUGAGGAGAAAGAAGAACUGCUGGAAGAGGCAGCUGAGAUCUUGGAGCUUCAAGAAAUGGAAGAUGAAGAGGAGGAGAGAAGAAAGGCGAUCAGGGCAAGGCGCAUCUUAGAAAGUGUGAUCGGGUCUCUUGCGAAAGAGGCGAUUCAGGAGGAGAUGCAGGAAGAAGGUGAGGCUGCAGAAGACGAUGAAGGAGAGUUUGAGGAAGAUGAGGACAUCCAGACGUCUUCAGUACUGGAUGCAGGGAUGGGAGAUGGGGGAUCGGAAGAGGAUGUCGAGCAGGAAGUGUACAAUGAGCUGGUGGAAUUCCUAGAAAAUGAGAUCGACCAGGCGAUCGAAGACGUUGCGGACGACAUCCUUCAAGAAAUAGACGAGGAGGCGGAGAAGGAGGCAGAGGGGGUGAUAGAAGGGGAGGGGGUAGAGUCAACAGACGAGGAGGGGGAUGGAUACUUCGAGGGUGCGGCUAACACGGAGGAGGGCAGCCAGGAAGUGACGUCAGAGGGGUCAGAAGAUGGAGAUGAGUGCUCGUCACUGCAAUAUUUUAUCGAUGACUGUAACAUAGUUAAUAACUACGGCGACCUGGGCGAGGAUGGAUAUAUGGAUCUAUUCGCCGGUGCCUGCAAUCGCCAUCAGCUAUGCUAUGCUUGCGGCGAGUAUUACGACGUGGGCAGCACGCUGUGUGACGAGCUUUACAAAGCUGAGAUGUUGGCCCGCUGCGAUGAAGACGACACGGGCUGCCGACAGCGCGCCAAAUACUUCUGGCUAGUGGCGCGAAACAACAGAAUCCCAGAUAUCGAGUCCCCACCCAUCUGUGCCGACCCUUGCAUACUCAAUUACAUGGUAGAAGUUUAAGGCUUAGGUAUGUCGUGUGAUGGUGUCGAAUUGGUAUGGUUCCUCUUGAGUGUCGCCCCAAGCCCAGCCGCGUGCUGAAAGGGUUCACUGGAGAUGAGUGAACACAACCAAACAAACAGGAGACAAGAAACCACGACAAAUUAUGCAUACAAAUAAUGUUGUCGUAUAUCAAUUUACUAAGCAUUUUUGUUUUGUAAAUGACCCAUCGAGUAUGCUGGUUGUAUUUUUUUUCGGUUUUAAAUUGGAAAAGACAAGAGUCGUUCCAAGAACGACAAAUGUGCUGUGUGGAUAUGGACAGAAGCGGAUGUAUAGAUUGUUUGAAAUUGUUCGGUGUCUAUAUCUAUUUUUUCAAAAUUGGAAGACGGGAAGUUGUACAUUGCUGAACAAAGGAGGGCGGGCUUUCUUGCGGAAGACCGCGUUUCACAAGAGGGCGCUUUCAGAUUUAGUAAUUUUUUGGAAGGUGAAUGUCACAUGACGUCUAACUCUUAGUAUUAAUUGUCAGCUAAUAAAGAACAUACAUUAUGUAUACAUGUUACGGAGUUCCCCAAAAGUAAAUGUCGUAUUCCGUGAAAUGUUCGCAAUGCACCCAAGCUAUUUAUCCAGGGGAAAUACUAAGGAGGUUAGUAGAUUAUAUACAUUCCAUUUCCACGAAUUUUUUUUAAGGUUAAUUUAAGUGCAGUCCUAUGUAUUGGAAGAUAACAUAUCAAAUUUGUUCAGUUAUUUAAUAGUCAAAAUGUAGAAACCCUCAAACGUGAUGUUCAAUGUGCAAUGUUAUGAAUAUUUAUGAAUGCUAAAGUUCGUGCAAUAUCAUGUGGAAGACGGUUCAAAUAAUGUUGUUUUUAAACACUGGUGAACAUUUUGAUAAUGUCUUUUUACAAUAUGUCACCUGCUUGCCACUUCGCUAUUUAUUUUUGUCUUUCGAAAUUUUGUCCUGUGGCAGCUAUCGUUUAUGCACAUCAGCAAGGCAUCACGCUUAUUGAACAUGUUUAUGAUAAAUCGCCGUUUUGAUGUCAAGAAAAGAAGAUGAUUAUCUUCGACAUGUACUUAAGGCGUCAUUUGUUCGUAAAUUAUUUGUUUCCGUGUGGAUCCUGCCUGAUUUAUUCUCAUUGUUUAACAAAUUAAUUGGCAUGAUAGUAGAUAAUCAUUAUGUAUUGUAGAUGUAAGAAUUGUCAUAAAGUUUGUAUUAAACAGAGCUAAUAUUUACAUUUAUUAAGCCUUAGAGCAACAAUCAUACAGUUUAUGCAUAUUUAUUAUUUUUUGAGAAAAAAUAAUUUUUGACAAAUGUAUCGUUCAUCUAAAACGAAAUGGUAUCAAAAGUAUGCUUAUACAACAACAAUUAUGACAUAAAUACACAAAAAAACUCUAAACAACAGAGUGUUGAUUAAAUAAUCCGCCAUAACUUCCACAAUCAUGGUAAAUAAGUACAACUAAAAACAGAGUCACUGAAGGUACAGUUUUGAGGGGAAAGUAAGAUAGCUUCAUUUUAUACGAUUAUUCAAUCAUCUCAAUUCUAUAAUUAUUGACGAUGAAUAUAUGCAUGUUCUCAGUUUCAUCUGUGUGCGCCUAUGAGAACGCACUAACUAUCCAAUGGUACAUUUAGUUUUUGCUUAAACCGAUUUUUUUUGUUCAUGGUCAUUGUAAGGCAAAAUAUCACUUGUCAUUUUUGUAACAUGUGCGUUAUUCAUUUUUGAAUAACCCCAGAACAUAGACCAACCCUAAACUUCUACAGUCGUGCUAAUUUGGAGAUUUGCCUUUUUGCAGCGCUAGCUAGUUUGCCCUAUAGUAUACUAAGACUAUUGCGGCCAUCGGGAUUUUUCCCAUUUAAAUCAACGUAACCCAAUUGUCUAUUGGACACAUGCACCACCAGAAUUUUUUAAUUUUUCAUUCAGGGGAAAGAGAUACCGCGAGAUUUCAUAGCCUGUGUUCACUGGCUUUUUUACGAUUAAAAACUGUUGAAAAGAAGCUUGAGGUCCGACAGAAAACACAUUGCGUCUGUAGUCCGCCCAUGGAGUACAUGCUGCACUGUUACUGCCUCAGUGUACUUACUGGAAUGGCUGACGAUGCGCGCGCAUUGAGGGUGCACUGAACUAAUUCAGGACCCAUUGAAAACAGUGUACAGUUCAGGGCUAAAUAACAUGCAAGCCGACAUCACUGGGGUAUCUCAAACAAAAUGAACUUAUUGUCUUGUCCUCCAUCUUUUUUUUCUUCUUUUUUUUCAAUUUUGGGUAGAAUAGCCUAUUACAUUUUUAAAUUUUCACACCAAAACAGAAUCACCUUCCAAAAUGUGAGUACCCAAGCCUGCAUGUAGCCAUUUUACAAGUGGCAUCCUUCCACUUUAUCAGGCAAAUCGGACCCAUUUUUCAACCGUAAUUUCAUCAAGCCUGCCCUCAAAUGGAAGCCCCAAAACAAGGGAGUUGGUCCUUGGCUAUAUUUACACCAUUGCAUUGUUCAAAAGCCAAACGGUCUCCAUUUUCAAAAGAGGUUGUGAGGCCCUACUAACGAGCUUGCGUAGAAGUUCUCACUUGAAUUAGUGCACUGCACCCUUGAAGCAGCCGCAGCCAUCUUGGCUUAACCAUGACGCAUGCGCAGUAUGGUGGCUGAUUGGUGGCGUCAAGGUACAUUAUUCAAUUUAAUUCAAACUCAGUUCAUAUGUAGCCGACAGUCCUGUUAGUAUAGAGAGGUCAGUGUGCACUAAGUGAAUACUGUGUGUUGUACAAUCAAAUUUUUAGACUUGACACGGCUUGACAUUCCGGGCAUUUUGUGAGAAUUAAUAAUGCAAUACUUGCACCGACUGUUUAUUUCAAGUUUUUAACCAUGCGGCUGUGGAGAGAUGUGUAUGCUUAAUAUUGAUAUAAUGUUAAAGAACCAAAAUGUGCAAACUUUGUUAUCGCAAUAAUAAUAAAAAAGAAUAAAAACUUCUUAUCCCUCUUAA